This is a messenger RNA of Fukomys damarensis (Damara mole-rat), 1426 nucleotides long. Its product is annotated as zinc finger protein with KRAB and SCAN domains 7. The record is from RefSeq and is a predicted model, not a curated record. Bases 721 to 1014 code for a protein of 97 amino acids. NCBI's taxonomy places the organism in Eukaryota, Metazoa, Chordata, Mammalia, Rodentia, Bathyergidae. The transcript has 4 exons.
CGGCCAUGCUGUUGUUUCACUUCUACUGCUCCUGAACUUGUAUCUCCUCGGCAUCGAGGGGGGCUGUGGCCUGGCAGGGGUUGAGAGGGAGGCGCGGCGGGGCCCGAGGCCGGCUGGGAGCGCGUUUCGUCCUUUUACGCCCGAACCCGCCGCUUGGUCCCUUGGCGCUGACAGUCGCGCUGGGCUGGGCCCCCGCACCUGCGGGUCCAGCGAUGAGCCGGGCAGACGUGGCCAAGUGAGCGGCGCCCAGCGGUCAGACCCGGGCUCGGAAGUUCAGACGUGAACUAUGAACUUGAAGUUGGCCCCUCAGUGGUGAGAUCCCCUGCUGAACAUCGGAACAGCAAGGGAAUUAGGAAAAUGGCCUGCACGUACUACAGAAGUGGGAUCGCAGAGUAGAACCCACAGAUAAGUUCCUCUUCGUCUUUUUAAGAAGUCGAGGCCGGCAGAAAAAUCGGUUACCCAAGGAUCCGGGAUGCACGAUGAUUGGAAGCUGCGCAUACAUACCGUAUUACCAAUAACACGCAGGUACAAACGUGACUGGAAGCCAGCCCUACCCUUUGAGUGAUUCCAGAAAGUGGGAGUUGAAAGCCAGAUAAACCAAACAACUGCAGCAGAUGCUGGAGCUGCUGGUGCUGGAGCAGUUCCUGAGCAUCCUUCCAGGGGGAGCUCCGGACCUGGGUGCAGCUCCAUCAUCCCGAGAGUGGCCAGGAGGCUGUGGCCAUGGUGGAAGAUUUCCAGAGACACCUCAGUGGACCAGGAGAGGUUUCAGCCUCAGCACAGAAACAGGAAGUACGUUUGGAGGAGACAACAGCCCUGGAUGCAGCAGAGGAAUCCCCUACCCCACCCCUCGUUGGCGGCUCGGCCCUGGAGCCCACCUGGAGCCUCUUCGUGACGGAGGGGCACAGCACCUCCCCAGCAGGCACUUCGAUACAUUUGACUCUUGAUUACGCUAUUUCCACAACAAGACAAGAAACAAGUAAAAGUUGUUUCCUUGUUUCUCUUGGCAUCAGGUGAAAACAGGAUGGAGAAUUCAGAGCUCCCUGCAAAGGCCAUUUCUAAGCCAUCGGAGACACCUGAGAGGUCAUCCGAGGGCCUCCUCGGGGUGGCUCCCAGACCGGACGCUGGCGAUGGCUGUGAAGAUGCUUUAGAGCAGCUGGGAGGGAGGCCCUUGGACGAAGGAGGGAGUGGAUUGGAAAGUGAGUUCCUGGAAAUAACAGACGAGGAUAAGAGUCCCACAGAAGACAGGUGUGAGGAGUAGGUGUGUGGGAAGGGGCGCCCCAAUCUGUCCUCCGGGCCCGCUCAACAUCUAGGCGUUCCGAGGGGCCGGAAGUGCUGUGAGCGUGACGAGCGUGGGAAAGUGUUCCGUCGGAGGCCACGCCCCCUCGGCCCCCGGAGGAGAGUCCGCAGUGGGGAGAAGCCGGCGAGU